AUGUUUUCCUUUCAGGUAGCUUGGCUAAGGUUAGAAACACAAAGCCUUUUAACCAUCCAGAAACAUUUAGUAUUAAAAAGUAGCCGAUUGUCGGUUAACAAUCCUGACUACAGGCACUGGAAUCUUCACAUACACGAUGUACAGGAAUCAGAUAGAGGAGGAUACAUGUGCCAGGUCAAUACAGUGCCAAUGAAGAGCCUUGUAGGGUUCUUGGACGUUGUGGUGCCCCCAUCGUUCAUUGACUCUGAGACUAGUUCCGAGGUGCUGGCCCGUGAAGGAACAAAUGUCACCUUGUCCUGUCGAGUCAGGGGUCAUCCACCACCCACAAUCACGUGGCGGCGAGAAGAUGGCCAAUCACUAAUGUCGAAUAUCUGCCAGUACAAAACAAAUGCAGGCAGAUGUGUUAGUGAUGUCCUUUAUGAAGGAGCUGACAUGACGAUAACUAAAGUUAGUCGGCUCAACAUGGGAACGUAUUUGUGCAUUGCAAAUAAUGGCAUUCCUCCAACUGCUGUAAGAAAAGCACAAUUACAUGUACAUUUUCCGCCAAUGAUAUCGAUCCCUAACCAACUAAUUGGAGCGUCCAUUGGGGAAGAUGCCACGUUGGAUUGCAACACAGAAGCGUACCCAAUGUCUAUUAACUAUUGGACUAAAGAAAAUAGUGUGAUGAUAGUUUCCAAUAGCAAAUAUAUUACAAGCAUACAGGAUAAUACGUACAAAGUGCACAUGAAACUUACUGUUGUAAGUGUAAGACCAGAGGACUAUGGUGUCUACAAAUGCUCAGCGAGAAAUUCUUUAGGUACCACAGAUGGAGCAAUAAAGCUUUACCAAAUUCACGAUUCUCAGCAUUUUAUCAAUGAGGCCACGACAGACAGGACAGAAGCUAUUAAGGGUAAAGGACCUCAGAUGCAAGAUGAUUCCUUAACUAAAGAAAUUGAAGGUGACGUUGAGCCUCCCAUACAGCGACCAAGUGUAUCUGAAGGUGCGUCAAGUACAGCAAGUGCUACCAGGCUUAUCGGAGCAAGCAAUGAAUCUAGAUUACAGCUUUUUUUAAGAAUAAUCCUUUGGGUUACUGCGUAUAAGUUCACUGUAUAUGUAUUUUGCAAAGUAUUUCAUCCCCAGUGAUAAACACUUAACGAAUAACAGUUGAAGUUUGAAUGAUAAUCGUACAUUCGGUGGACUACUUUGAAUUGCGAUACGAAUGGAUGGAAAUCUUAACCUACAGAUAUCCUGAACGGCAAUACUGACUUAAUUUCAAAUAUGUGUUAAACGUGUGUGCUUAAUGUUAACAACCUCUGGACUUUUGGAUACAUCAAAGAUGCUG
Uloborus diversus is the source of this 1321-nucleotide messenger RNA. RefSeq names its product lachesin-like. The record is from RefSeq and is a predicted model, not a curated record. The transcript is spliced from 7 exons. Gene Ontology annotation, cellular component: neuron projection. Lineage: Eukaryota; Metazoa; Arthropoda; Arachnida; Araneae; Uloboridae. Bases 1 to 1122 code for a protein of 373 amino acids.